Messenger RNA from Hemiscyllium ocellatum (epaulette shark), 2930 nucleotides. Its product is annotated as serine/threonine-protein kinase pim-3-like. The coding region runs from base 712 to 1683 and encodes 323 amino acids. Gene Ontology annotation, cellular component: cytoplasm. NCBI's taxonomy places the organism in Eukaryota, Metazoa, Chordata, Chondrichthyes, Orectolobiformes, Hemiscylliidae. The record is from RefSeq and is a predicted model, not a curated record. Gene Ontology annotation, molecular function: ATP binding; protein serine/threonine kinase activity. The transcript is spliced from 6 exons. Gene Ontology annotation, biological process: protein autophosphorylation; regulation of mitotic cell cycle; negative regulation of apoptotic process.
GCCUCCGCCGCUUCUCUCUAUAGGAGGGGGAGCGAGAGGUCUGUCCUCAUUUCGAUUGGAAAAGGCGGCGAUAGGAGCACGGUGUCAGAGAGAAGGAGAACACCCAGCUCCUGCAGCAACAUAUACACACACACACACACACAGAGCCGAGCUGUGGGACAUCCAGACCUACCCUUAACCCAGACCAGCUCCGGGACACAGCCUGAAUCCAGCAGCUCCUGGAGAUACCGAGCUCACCCACCCCGCGCCACCCGGCUCCGGGAGAGGACCCGUCCCCCCUCUCCGCCCCGCCACCCUUUCUCCAUUUGGAGGAGCAGCUCCGAGAGUCGCAGAGGGAAGACCCGCUCCCCCCGGACCGAGCGGCGGCGGCGGCAGCAGCAGCAGCUUCUGACUUUGACCAAGUGCAGCCGGACACCGACACAGAGAGAGUGAGUGUGUGUGGGGAGACUGAAGGAGACCGUAAACACACACAAACACAUUUGACAUCGGGAUUUACUCACUUUGCAGCGAUUUUUUUUCUCUCUCCCGAAAAAAUAUCCCUUCAGACGGUAGAACUGCUGAGCGUUUUUGUCUCUUUUUCCCUCCCCUUCGCUGCAGCAUUUCUCUUUUUUGAGCAUUUUGUUUUUGUUACCCCCGUGUCUGGUGUUAAUUCCCCCCACUCCCAGCGAAGGCGGAUAAGGGUAUUUUGGACGGCGGGGAUUCCACUUGGCGAUGCUGCUCUCUAAGAAGAUCGGAUCGUUUGCUCACAUCUGCAGCCCCGCCAGCAUGGACUUGCCGGUUAAAAUCCAGUUGCAGCAAGUGAAGGAGCGGGAGCCUUUUGAGAAAGUCUAUCAGAUCGGGGCAGUGCUUGGCAGUGGAGGUUUCGGCACCGUCUACAGUGGCGUACGGCUCAGUGAUGGGCUCCCGGUCGCUGUCAAACAUGUAGCCAAAGAGCGAGUGACCGAGUGGGGCUCACUGAAUGGCAAUCUGGUGCCUCUGGAGAUUGUGCUCCUUAAGAAGGUGGCUGGAGGAUUCCGAGGGGUGAUUAAAAUGCUGGAUUGGUACGAGCGAGGGGACGGCUUCUUGCUGAUCAUGGAGCGGCCGGAGCUGGUCAAAGAUCUGUUUGAUUUUAUCACUGAGAAGGGGGCCCUGGAGGAGGAGCUGGCCCGGGUCUUUUUCAGACAGGUCCUGGAGGCGGUCCGACACUGCUAUAACUGCGGAGUGAUUCACCGGGACAUCAAAGACGAAAAUCUGCUGGUGGAUCUUCGCUCCGGGGAGCUCAAACUCAUCGACUUUGGCUCUGGGGCGCUGCUCAAGGACACAGUCUACACCGAUUUUGACGGCACAAGAGUGUACAGCCCUCCUGAAUGGAUUCGUUACCAUCGAUACCACGGCAGAUCAGCCACUGUGUGGUCUUUGGGAGUGCUGCUGUAUGACAUGGUGUGCGGGGAUAUCCCCUUCGAACAGGAUGAAGAAAUUUUGCGUGGCCAAGUGUACUUCAGAAGGAGAAUUUCUUCUGAAUGUCAACACUUGAUCAAGUGGUGCCUUGCUCUGAGGCCUUCUGAGAGACCAAUGCUUGAACAGAUCUUUGACCAUCCAUGGAUGCGAAAGGCAGAAGUGGUUAAAACUGAAGACUGUGACAUCAGGCUGUUAAGCCUAGGCCAUGAGCACUCGAGCACAAGUUCAAGCAAGGAGAGUCUGUGAAUUAUGAAAAUGCCUCGCAGCAGGAGGGGAGCUGUACACUAAAGGACCCUGUGCUGGUGCCACCAGCUUGAUGUGGGAGGGGAAUGAUAGUUGAUUUGACAUCCAGACCAAUGGGGUUAGGGGGGUGGUGGGUGAAAUCUGACUGCUGGUUACUGCUCUGAACUAAUUAUUUUGUUUUCUGUUGGGAACAUUAGAGUUUGGGAGAAGCAGGCCAGUACUUGGCAACGAGUGACCUUUUUUUAAGCAAAAAGUGACCUCCAAACAAUGCAAACUCUGCUCUCAUAGAGCCUGGACUAAAUGUUCUUUGCUUUCUGAGUGCCUUUUGAAAGCUGCUUUAAUUCACUGGUGAUGGAAUACUUGAACACAUUCUAUUCUCCUUCUAUCUUUGCUGCUCAGAAUACUUCAGUCUGCACAACUAAAGGUGUGCAUGGGGAUGCCAAGAACCUGGUCUGUCAGCAAUGUUGGUUUUUCUUUUUUUUUUCCAAUAGUCAUCACAACCACUAGGCAGAAGGCCCUUUGAGUCUCUCUCCUCUUCCAUCAACCUGCGAGUUUCAUUUGUGGCCAAGGCAUGUCGGGGCAUGGUUGUAUGCACAAUCAAUGCAAUUCAAGGACACUUUCAAGACUGUAUAUUGUAUGAAAUGUAAAUUGUUUCAUUAUGUAUUAUAAUCUGGUUUUUAUUUAUUUGUAUUCUGAAAAGUUAGACUGUCCACACAUUUCAUGUGGCUAUUUAUUUGUUUAAUUUAUUUCAGAAGUUUCCAACACUGCUGUUCUGCUUCCAUGACACCUGUUUGGUUUGUCUAUGGUAUAUUUCUGCAUUCCUGUUUCCUUUUUCUGCAUAUUUUAACAUACUGUGCAGAUUUCAGUGAAUUGUCAUGCUAGUAGAAGGUGAAUGGAAGCUUGUCCAAAAGCUAUUCUUUUAAAAGGGCAAUAGAUGGAUUUUAUUUUCCUGACUUUGGCAUUUAACCAAGGUUCUUCAUGGCUGUUUGUAUUAGUGUAAAGUAAUACAGUUUGAAAGGUUUUAAAUUAUUGAAGUUGUACAAUCUCCAUCAUUGGCUUUAGGAAGGUAGAGUGGCAGUCAACCUUUUUUAAUUUAUUUCAAUAGCUGUGUUUUGUGCACUAGAUCUAGUUGCAUUUAUGCAGCUUGGAUUUGGGAGUUCUUUUCCAAUUUAGCUGUGUGAAAUAAAUGAUGGAUGGAGAACAUAUUUUUUUAUACGAGCAUUUCAAUUAAAGUUCACUUUUUGUACAUA